AAGCUCGCGCUCUCUGCUGGACAUGACGUGUAUAACCGACAGUCGCCGUUGUCAAGGAACUGCGUCCUCGGUUGCUAUCAUGGAGGGAUUGUACACAGACUCAGGUGAGGCAGCUUGGAAAACGUCAACUUAGCCUAAAUAUUUAUUAACUUUUUAAAGAGGAUGUAAUUCUUCCGGAGACGUUGUUGCGAUGUGGAUUCAAGAAUUUCCUUUGCAAGUUUUUCUGCGCCCUGAAAAUGGUUGAAUAAAUUAGCACGGAGCACCGCUGACGUUAGCUUAAAAAAAGGACCCAACAAGCCAAGUUAGCAGCUAGCAGCACUGCUGGAAGCUGAACCUGUAUGUCUGCCCGGUGUCAGCAAGGAUCAGCAGCCCCGGAGGAUGCAAGUUCCUCGGGACAACUUCUUCUACCACUCAAAUUCGAGGUUUGGAGCUGAUGAAGACCCCCAUGAUGACAGACAACUUUUGGUUGAAGAGCAGAAGUUGUGCAGAGCCCGAGCUCGCAAGUUUUCCGUGGAAACCAACCGACGCAGGAAGGUUCUGGAGGACAAACGGAAACAGUGGGACGUGCAGGAGCAGCGACUGAGGGAAAACAUCCUGAAGCAACGCAGACAGCUAGUAGUAGAGGCAACCGAGCGCUUCCAAAGAGCUCAUCUACCUCCUUCUCAGAGACGAAGGCAAUCUUUCAGAAGGCACGCCCCAAAUAUUGAAGAUGCACUCAAUCAAAUUCAAGGCAACCUGAGUUCGUACACCCGGCAGUCCUCUUUCUUGUCCAGCAACUCUAACAUUAGCAGAAGCUGCACUCCCUCUCCAAGGCCUCCCACAGUAUCUAAAUCUUCCCACCGCCAAGCCCUCUGCACUGUGGAGGCCUACACAAGACAGCUUCAGGAGCAGAGCGCUUGUGUCAAGAGCAGUCAAGAAACUCCAAAGACUCAAGAGAGGCAACAAGAUCACAGUCCACAGGACAACCACCCGUCCUAUUGCUGUAAUCCUGACAGCCUUUCAAGUAAGGACAGUUUGGAGAAUGAGGAACCCAACCACAGCAAAAAAAAUCUACAGUGUUCCUAUUCAUCCCUCUUGCUUGACUCGGAUAAACCCCAUCUAGACUUGAGAAAGCAAAAUGAUUUGUGUCCAUCAUCAGACCUAGCUUCUCUCUCAGCCAUGAUGCAUCUUGGUAAUAACAUACCCCUAUCGAGAAAACUACAUGAACCUAAGCAGAAAAAACAAGAGGAGACUGAAGGGUUUAACAAUAAGAUGCAUGUUUCCAAAGCUCCAUGGGGGUUCACAUCUAUUGAGCAAACACCAAAAACAGAGGCCCAGCCUGCUCUGCAAAACUGCAGCUUGUUAACUCUUGAAAUUAUUAGUGGAGAGCCAGAGCACUGUGAGGUAAACUACCCACAAAACAGUCCUGGUGACAACAUCAUGGUUACAAGUCAUACUGCUCCUGGAAACACAGUACUUGAGUCUUCAUGUCUUAAACAAGUUGGACAACUGUUGGAUCUCAGACAGCAGAGGGUCCAUGAUGACAGACAAAUAAAACAUCCAUCAGCUUCAGAAAUUCUUUUGCCUGCCAAAAAUGGCAACAGCAAAGACAUUUUGUUUGGGGCUCCCCCUCCGCCAAAUAUUUUCUUGAACAAUAGUACAACAGAUAAUGCCUCACAAGAAGGAAUUCCUCAGCAAACAGGAAAAGAACACUACUAUCUGUCAUCCCAGAAAGAGCCUAGUGCUUCUAUAAACAACCUCAACAAGGUUUCAAACUCAGAGCCCAAAACCGAGAAGCCCAUUAAUACUGCAUCGCUGCAACAUGUAUGCAUGUCCAACAUUCAAUCAGAUAGUCCUAAGUGCCUUAAGUAUCCUGAGGAGGAAGUACAAAAAUUGCCUGUUUCAAUUGGGACAUCUCAUUCAGUAUGUGAAGUCAGAUUCAUCAAAGGAAUCCUUAAAAAGCCGUCUAAAUAUAUGUCAGGAGAUACCGCUUGUGUGUAUGGCUCAGGACAUUUGAUUUUUGCAAAACAAGUAGCUUUAGCAAUCAGAGAUAGUGUUGAAUUAACAAGAGCAAAAACAAAGGAGGAGAGCAACAACACUGUAAAGAAGAAGCUGCGUUGGUUUGAUGAGGUACAUGUGGAAAAAGAGGACAAAGAACAGGCCAUAAUAAAACAGAUGAAAGGCAAAUCAUCCAAUCUAUCUCCGACAAAGAACAACUCAGAGGACCACCAGCUAAGCCUCACUACAGUCUCAGGGGCUUCCAAGCCUGGACCCAGCAUGACCCUCUCAGCCUCCACUGGUUAUCACUUUACAAAGCAAGCGUGGGCAGAUGUUGGGGUUCAAGUCAGUUUGCCCCAGGAACGUGUAGACGAGGUCAAGGUGCUGCGGUGCAGCACCAGGACUGGUGGCCCCAAGGUCCCUCGGAGAGAACGUUCUGCCAGAGUCGGAGCGUGUCCUGUUUCCUUGAAGACUAGAAAGGGCAUUGUCAUACGACCUCAAUCUGCCACCGAGGUGAAUCAGAUUGCCAAGACCCAAGGGAAGAUCAUGGUGCCCCGCCCACCUCCUAGGAUGGAAUCUGUGGAAGAAAAAACAGCGUACACCACUAAGACUCCAUAUGGCAUGGAUCAUGCUAGUGUCAACUGUAAACAAGCUCUGGCUGCAGAGCAGGCUCUGCACAAGGACAACUCAGAAGGCUUUUUCUCACCUUACACACAUCAUGUAAUCAGAACAGAUAGUAGUGUUAUGUACACAGCGCUGCCACCCUCGUAUACCUACCCUGUCGCAGAGGGCAACACGAAAGGCAGGCCAAGCUCAGGUCAUCAAGAAACUCUGAGUUGCGGUAGAAGAAGAGGGAUGGUGUACGAUGAAAAAGGUCUCUGUUUAGAUUGCACUCCCACAGAUGAGGAGAUCUCACAGCUCUGGCAGGGUGUCUGCAGUGCCUUAGUCACCAAGGAUGGGAAAAACAUGCUUAGAAGACAGGCCCCGGAGAGUGGGCGAGUUGGGAGGAAACUCUAUGUGGAGCAGAGCAGACACACUCCUGUCUCAAAGAACAGAAGGCCUCCUCAGCCCACUCAGCCACCAAAACAGGCCACAAACCCACCAAGACCGUAUUCCAAAACUUAUGACAUGGCCUUUCCAGAUGAAGGUUUGGAGAGUGCAGCCCAGUUUCACCUCGCUGAAGUACACGCUGAAGGCCUUCUGGAAGAAAGGGAUAUUGUGGCUGCCACGGAAACAGCCCAAACACAGAGGCCUGGAACAGUGCAGCAGCGCCAACAGCCGGGACUUACCGCCAUUUCCUUGGAAGAGCAAAAGAUCCUCCUCUCUUUAGACAGACUCAACCAACAACUGCAAAGUGUGCGGGAACACACUGGCACGCGUGGCCUCCUACUUAUUGAUGCACCCUCUACAAGGGAAAUGAAGGCCACAAGCCAUCACAAGCACCGUGCAUCCUCAGCCAACAACCGCACUCGACACCAGAAGAAAUCCUGACUUCAGGCUGCAUGGUUGAUAGUGGUCCUCACUCCUAUCAGUGUAUUGAACUUGUCCUGUGGCACUCUGUAUAACCAAGCACUUGAAUUCCUCUAAAAUGGGUUCAGUUGCCUUUGAAGCUGAAUGUGCAUAAUGGAGUAGCUUUAAGAUCUAAGAGAUCAGCAGCAAUAGUCUGUAGAGAUUAAAAAAAAAAGCAUUUUAGCAAAAUUAGACCAAAUAUAAUUUUUUUUACAUAAACUAGUUGAAGUUAGUUUUUUAUUUUUCUCCAUCUGCAUGAGAAAGAACACAUUGUCACGAAAAAACAUAUGUCAGCCCUCGUAGUGCCACUUAAGUAACCGAAUUUUAAGUGCACAUGAAAAUUACAGUGACUGAGAUUCUAUGUGCUGCAACAACUGUUGAUUUGUAUAAGAUGUGUAUUUAUUUUCAAGUCUGCUUCAUUCUGUAUUUAUUUUAUAUAGUAAAACUAUAAUUUGAUAUAAACUGUUUUGGGGAUGAACUGAAUAAAGCUUUUUGUAACACACUGAUAAACGAA
Thunnus maccoyii (southern bluefin tuna) is the source of this 4000-nucleotide messenger RNA. It is a transcript of the gene cep126, whose product is annotated as centrosomal protein 126. Gene Ontology annotation, biological process: non-motile cilium assembly; mitotic spindle organization; cytoplasmic microtubule organization. The record is from RefSeq and is a predicted model, not a curated record. Lineage: Eukaryota; Metazoa; Chordata; Actinopteri; Scombriformes; Scombridae. Gene Ontology annotation, cellular component: centrosome; midbody; ciliary base. The coding region runs from base 379 to 3468 and encodes 1029 amino acids. The transcript has 11 exons.